AUGGGCGAGUGCUGCGCCCUCCUGCGCGGCAGCCCCUGCGCCGCGGGCCUCCGCGGCAGCGGCCCGUGCGCGGCCGCCCUGCCCGCGGGCGGCUCGCUGGCGGGCGCCGCCCCGGCCGCCCCCGCCGCGGCAGCGGAGCUCGGGGCCAGCGUGGGGUUCAAGAACCACGUGAAGGUUCACACCUCCAUUGCAGACGUUAGAGAAGCCACCAUCAGCGACUCCGACCGUAGUUGCAACGCGGAGGCCGACGACCUUGCCAAAGCUGGAGCUAGCUUCCACGCGGCCAAGGAUAAUCAGAAGAGAUUCGUCAAGGGUGCCAGUAGAUUUCGCAAAUUGCUUCUCACUUACAUCGCGCAGUUUGAGGCUCUGUCUUUGGCUUUCUGCACCAGCUGCUGCAAGUACUCCGACACGGGCAGCCACAACCGCAGAGGGCUUGACCAUGCUGCUGUGGGCGGCUCGGAGGCAGCGGCAGAGUUCAAGACAAUACCAGGCGAGGCGGCCGUGUGGGCCGCGGUGUGCGAGCGGCUGGAGGGCGCUGCAGAGCUGCGCGCGCUGCUGGCCUGGCGGCGGUGGCUGGGGCCCCUGGAGGCGCACCUGCCCGACGGCCUGAGGCUUGACUGGGCGAGGCCCGCGUUCAUGAGCGACGUGCACGUGCGCUCGCUGGACGCUCUGAUGCGCCAGACGUGCCAGGAUUCGCAAUUCUUCUGCCCCUCCGACCGCGGCUGCUUCGGGCUGCUCGCCGUGCGCACAUCUGAGGGUGUGGUCGGCGCCUUUACCGACUUCCCGUGGCGGUCGCGGGCGAGUACCACGAGUUUCGGGCAGGCCUCCUCGGACUCAUUCCUGUUCUCGCUGGCGCACGACAAGGUGGGCGUGUAUCCGUGCAGGAGCUCCAGGCGAGCCUUGAUGCGGUUCUCCGGGAGCGCCCUGGAGCUGGGCCCCGAGGCGGCUCCAGCAGAGGAGGGCGCGACCUCCACCAGCGCCGCGCUCGCGCUGGAGGGCUCGCUCGCGCGGGUGCGGAGCUCGGCGUCGACCGCCUUCGGGAGCCCUGCCCUCGUGCCCCCCGCUGGAGGCCACGUCGCCGGCGUGGUCUCCCUGUCCUGGGCCCACCUCGAGGGGGAGUCCAUCGAGGAGAUGCAGAGGAUCGCGCACCAGCAGAACCAGAACACGUUCCUGCUGAACUUCAUCGGCUCGUCGGUCCGCAGCCAGAUGGCGGCGAAGGGGGGCAGCGCCUGGAGCUGA
Messenger RNA from Prorocentrum cordatum, 1239 nucleotides. Lineage: Eukaryota; Dinophyceae; Prorocentrales; Prorocentraceae. The record is from the annotation of a GenBank genome assembly.